AUGUCGACGACGGCCUCCCUCAGCUCAGGGCAAAGCCCGGCGAAGCCAGACCACAAGUUCUCGACCAGUAUCAGCACUAGCACCGGGAAGUCCCUCUCCUCUCAGCGUCUCAGCGCCUAUAGCACGGAGCCGCCGUCGUCCGGGUACCGCACCGUCAUGCUGUCGGAGCGGCCCGCCUCUGCGUCCUACGCUACGCAGCAGGCUCGGAGCAGAGCGAGCGCCCAGCUGGACGCAUUCACGACGCAGUUUCGCGGCAACUAG
This is a messenger RNA of Neoarthrinium moseri, 261 nucleotides long. RefSeq lists its product as uncharacterized. Lineage: Eukaryota; Fungi; Ascomycota; Sordariomycetes; Amphisphaeriales; Apiosporaceae. The transcript is spliced from 2 exons. The record is from RefSeq and is a predicted model, not a curated record. The coding region runs from base 1 to 261 and encodes 86 amino acids.